CUGUGUAGCUUUUCGAAUAGAAUCUUCUAGAACUUUCGAUCUGUCAAACUACAUAUUUUGGCGCUCAUUCUCAUAUUGACAUUUUCUAGUAUACUAUAAUAUUUUGAAAUCGAAUUGACCAAUUCAAUUUAUAACGAAAGUACGAUCAUGUCAUAUGCCUCAAGCACGAAAAAAAUUAUUCAUACAAUUUCGAAACUGGAUGAGUUUGACGAACAAUUUACACCCGAAAUUAUAGUCCAAGGCAUUCCAUGGGAUGUUGAAUUCAAAAAGGAACGCCAUGAGGGAGAGGAACGGCUUAAUGUUUAUUUGUGGUGCAGAAAUAAAGAUGCAUCACGCGACUGGUCGCACGCUGCUUUUGUCACGGUUAAACUAUUGCCGUCCAAGAAAAAUUUAAAACCAUUUGAAAAGUAUACAAUGCCAUAUAUUUUCGGUAGCUCACAUCGAUGUUGUGGUACAGUUGAUUUCAUCAAAUGGGAACGAUUAAUCAACAUUGAAAAUGGAUUUGUGCGUGAUGACACCAUCCGGGUGGAGAUUAAAAUUGAGGUCACCGAUCCAAAUUAUGAAGAUAAGAGCCUUUUGAAAUUUGACGUUUUGGACAAAUGUUGUGAAUGCGUUAAUCGCGCAUUGUUCCGAUUGACUGUUUCCAAUAUCGAUGCACUGAUGGCUGUUGGAACGCCAGCAUUUAUUUUGUUUGGCUUACGUUGGAAAAUUUCAAUUUUCAAUGAUGCAUCAGAAUGGCUGGGCGUUCGAUUGGAGACAAUUGAAUAUAAAAACAAUGCUACAAGCGAAACGACAGCCACUUUUAAGCUCAUUUCUGCGAACAAUGAUGUCAAGUCUAUUAAGCAUGAGCUCAAGAAGGAAAUGAAUGGGCAAGAUUUGUUGGAAAAAUGGAACUUUGUAUCGUGGGGCAAAUUAUUUGACGAUCAAAAUGGCUUUAUUCGUAAUAAUACUAUUGUGUUUGAUGUCAGCAUCAUAACAGAUUCGCUCAAUUUGGCCGAGAAAUGCCAAGCGGCCCGUGACCAAAAUGAAGAUGCAAAGUUGCUGAAAUUGGAAUGCUCAAUCUGCAUGGAAGCCAUUCGCGAUCAAGAACUUUCAUCACUGCCAUGCACUCAUAUGUUUUGUACAAAGUGCAUCGAAGAUGCCAUCAAAGCUUGCAAAAAGUGCCCCAUCUGCAAUGCAGCAGCCAAAUUGACCGAUUUACGGCUCUGUCGUUUGCCAUUCGCAAAUUAGGCCUGCUUGAAACCCAAUCACCCAGAUGACACAUCUGAAGGAAGCUAAUAUCAAAUAGUUUCAACAACAGAUCUGCCAAUAAAGUGAUUACUUCCACCAAGUGACAAUUUCACAUCCAUAUGUCUUUAAUUGAAUAUCAGAAUUUCUUUUACUUAAAAUACAUUAAAAAUAAAGGGGCUUACGUACGCAAGCUGACUUUUCCGCAUGGAACCGAAUCCGGCGUUAGUUUUGAGAUACAAUCAAGUUUUACCUGAGUUUUUUUGAAAAAAUAAAAAAAAAAUGAAUUUUUGUAUGAGAGCCAUGAUUUUAGGCUGACGUAAUGACGUGAAACUUUGUACAGGCUAUUUUUUACACAAUAAAAUAACAUUCUGAAAGUUUGAAACUA
This is a messenger RNA of Contarinia nasturtii (swede midge), 1615 nucleotides long. RefSeq lists its product as uncharacterized. The record is from RefSeq and is a predicted model, not a curated record. The coding region runs from base 148 to 1230 and encodes 360 amino acids. The transcript has 2 exons. NCBI's taxonomy places the organism in Eukaryota, Metazoa, Arthropoda, Insecta, Diptera, Cecidomyiidae. Gene Ontology annotation, molecular function: protein binding.